This is a messenger RNA of Camelina sativa (false flax), 4086 nucleotides long. Lineage: Eukaryota; Viridiplantae; Streptophyta; Magnoliopsida; Brassicales; Brassicaceae. The record is from RefSeq and is a predicted model, not a curated record.
AUGAGGUUAUGUGCUUCUGGAGGCGUUGAGAAGAAUUCCAAGUGUAGCAGACUUCUUGAACAGGUAUAUGCUUAUCUCUGUUUUGGUGCUUGCACAGUAAGAGUUCGCCGCCUCUUCACCUCUCAAUCAACCACCACUGCUUACAAUUUCAAAUUCAAUUCCUUUGGUGGUAAUGGCACCGGUCUAAUAUCACUCCAUGGAGACGCUGAGUAUGGUCCGAACAGCUCCGGAGCCAUCACAUUGACACGAGACAACAUCCCUUUCUCACACGGUCGAGCUAUUCACAUCAGUCCAGUCACUUUCAAGCCUAACGCUACGUCUCUCAAUCCUUUCAAAACCUCUUUCACUUUCUCCAUUACUCCUACAACAAACCCUAGUCCAGGUCACGGCCUUGCCUUCAUCGUCGUACCCGCUAACCAACACGAUGGUUCCGGUUUAGGUUAUCUCAGUCUUGUGAACCGAACCAACAACGGUAAUCCCAAUAACCAUCUCUUUGCUGUCGAGUUUGAUGUCUUUCAGGACAAGAACCUCCGUGAUAUAAACGAUAACCAUGUCGGAGUCGACAUUAACUCGGUUGAUUCGGUGGUUUCAGUCAAAUCCGGUUAUUGGGUUAUGACAAGAAACGGUUGGUUGUUUAAGGAUUUGAAGCUGAGUAGUGGAGAUAGAUACAAGGCUUGGAUCGAGUACAACAACAAUCACAAAGUCAUCUCCGUUACCAUUGGUUUGGCGCAUUUGAAGAAACCGAACCGGCCUUUGAUCGAAGCAAAAUUCGACCUUUCUAAUGUGGUUCACGAGGUAAUGUAUAUCGGUUUCGCCGGUUCGAUGGGACGUGGUGUCCAGCGUCACGAGAUUUGAGGGAGAUGAAGCUAAUGAAGGACAACUAGUGUUAAGAAGAUCAUCAAGGAUAAUCACCAGACCAAAAUAUCUCAAUGAUUAUAUAUUGCUAGCAGAAAUCGAAGGAGAACAGCUCUUAAUGUGUUUGGAUAAUGAACCGAGGGAUUUUAAUGAAGCGAGAGAGUCGAAACAGUGGUUAGCAGCAUGUGAAGAAGAGAUGCAUUCAAUCUCAAAGAAUCAUACUUGGAGUCUCGUUGAGUUACCACAUGGAGCUAAAGCUAUAGGUUUGAAAUGGGUGUUUAAGCUUAAAAGGAACUCUUAUGGAAGUAUAAGUAUGUAUAAGGCUAGGCUAGUGGCCAAAGGGUAUGUUCAAAGAUAUGGAAUUGACUUUGAGGAUGUGUUUGCACCAGUGGCACGAAUAGAGACAAUCCGCCUUCUUGUGAGUCUUGUUGCAUCAAGAGGAUGGGAGAUACAUCACCUAGACGUCAAAACAACGUUUCUUAAUGGAGAAUUGAAAGAAACAGUUUAUGUUUCACAGCCGAUGGUUUCAUUGUAGAAGGGAGCGAAGAUAAAGUUUACAAGCUUCACAAAGCUUUGUAUGGUUUGAGACAAGCUCCGAGAGCUUGGAAUGAGAAACUUAAUCAAGUUCUCAAGGAACUCCGGUUCAGAAAAUGUUUUAAAGAACCAUCAGUCUUCCGGAAGAAGGUGAAUCAAGAAACUCUUCUUGUUGCAGUUUAUGUUGAUGACAUAUUUGUUUCAGGAACAAGUACAUCGGUCAUAGACAGUUUCAAGAAAGAGAUGUCCUUGAAAUUUGAGUGAGUGAUCUUGGUAAGUUGACUUAUUAUCUAGGCAUUGAGGUUUUUCAAAGUCAUGGUGGGAUAACACUGAGUCAAGAGCGUUAUGCAUUGAGAAUCUUAAAGGAAACCGGUAUGAAAGAUUGUAACUCGGUAGAAACACCGAUGGAAGCUGGUAUUAAGUUUUCUAAGGCGGAAAAAGAGAAAGAUAUUGACGGCACAAGUUACAGGAGGGUUGUAGGCUGUUUGCGAUACUUGCUUCACACACGACCUGAUCUAUCCUAUUGUGUGGGAGUCUUAAGUCGAUUUAUGCAGACUCCAAAAGAAUCUCAUGGAGCUGCGAUGAAGCAAUGUCUUAGGUAUCUACGUGGCACUACUGCAUUGGGUUAACAUUUAAGAGCUCUUCCACAGGGGAUUUGAGGUUAGUUGGUUAUAGUGACAAUAGUCACAAUGUGGAUCCUGAUGACGGAAGAAGAACAACCGGACAUGUGUUUUAUCUCAGUGAUAGUCUAAUUACUUGGUGUUCACAGAAACAUGACACAAUGGCUUUAUCUUCCUGUGAAGCUGAAUUCAUGGCUGCAACCGAGGCAGCGAGACAAGCGAUCUGGCUCCAAGAAAUACUUAGCGAAUGUUGGCGUGUGAGAAGGUUGUUAUUCGAAUAGAUAAUCAGUCUGCAAUUGCCCUCACAAAGAAUCCAGUGUUUCAUGGACGCAGUAAACAUAUACACACUAGAUAUCAUUUUAUUAGAGAGUGUGUAGAGAAUGGACAGGUAGAGCUCGAACAUGUUCCCGGUGAGAAGCAAAAGGCGGACAUCUUAACAAAGCCUCUUGGGAGAAUUAAGUUCAAGGAAAUGAGAGAGUUAAUUGGAGUGAAUGACUUAAAGCUUAGAAGGGAGAAUGUUGGCUUAAGCAUGAAGUCAACUUGAAGAAUGUGGUAAUCCUUAUCUAAACCAAGCAAUGGUUAAGAGAUAAAGAUCAAAGGUAUUUAGGAGCUAUCUAAACAGGUGUUUUCCUAAUGGGAUUAGGACUAAAUUUUUUUAUAUAAGGAGAUGUCAGCUUAUGACAUAACUUAUGAGUUGUAAGAGAGAGAUUGGAGAGCUUAAGUUUUUGAGGAAUUUUUCUUAAGCUAUAAAGAAAAGUGUUCUUUAAAUUCUGUUUUAAACUCUUAAUUCAGAUCAGAAGAAUAAUAUACCAUUCUGCGUGCGAGGAAUGAAGAUCAGCGAGAAGGAUGUAUAUUCUUCUUUAUUUAGUUAUCACAUUCACAAUCAAAUAACAAAAACAAUUGUAAGUAAACAAACGAACCGAUAGAUACGUUUCGGUUAGGCUCAAACGGAUACUACGAGUUUGAAUGGUAACUGCAGUCAGGGCGGCCAAAUCCAUCUGCGGUCUGGACCACUCCAUUUUUAAGGCGGACUACAGACCGCUGCGGACCAACUCUAUUUAUAUGUAAAAGCGGUCCGUAGUUGGUCCGCUGCGGUCUUGUCUCUGCUUUAUUUGGACCGCACCACUGCAAACUAUAUUUGCUGAAUGGUAAAUAAAAAGCGGUCCAGUCCUCAGAUGAAUUUGUCCGCCCCAACCGCUGCAACCAUUCACACCUUACGUAGUUUUGUUUAUAACAGUUUAUUCAAUUCAAUUUGUAUAAAAAAUAAAUUCUCGAGACUAAUAUUGGCCAAACAUGUAAUUAAUAGUUUGUGUUUUUUUGUAAGCGUCGCCGCCCAAAAAAAACAAAAGAAAUAAUUAAAGGUGGAACGUUUGCUCUUCCCACUCUUCUUCCAGUGGUUUAUUUUAAUUACAGAGAGACUCACUCUCUUCUGUCUCAAAGCGUUGCCAAGUUUGAUUCUUUUUGGUCACUACGUACCAAUGGUUAAUCAUGAGAGAAGUGAUGAUGAUACCAGCAGCAGCGACGAAGAACACAGCGAACAAGAGCUCAAAACGCCAGAGAUCAUAAUAUCUGACGACUCAGAUACAAAAACAGAAACAAAUUGUGCUUCCGAGGAGAGUAUCGAAUAUACUAAAAAUGAGGAGGAUGAGGAGACGAGUCACAAUGAUAUGGAGGUUGAUAAGGAGAAGACUGAUGAGGAGGAGGAGGAUGAUUUGUAUGUUCUGAAGGACGCUCUUGAGGCGGCGGUGACGACAUCGUUUCAAGGUUUAAGUCAAUAUCAAAAGAAUUUGAUGUUUCAAAACUUGAAGAACCUUGGAGCUGAGACAAGAAAAGAGCUAACUGAUGGAUGGAAGGAGUUGAAUGCUGAGGUGCUUCGCUUGAACGCCAAGAAACAAACUUUCUUUGCAAAGUUUGCAAACGCUGGAGUUUGAUAUAUCUACUACUUAUUCAACACAAGAAAUUAAAAUUCUUGUUUUUGGAAUCAUUUCAAUGAUUUAUGAUUAUUCCUACUAAUGUUUCUGCUUUCUUGUUGUGUGUCGUUGUUAAGCCAUCUUUUUGAACUAUGAAUUAGCGUAUG